CUCUAUACGAAAUUGUCAUUAUUGUGUCAUUGUGCAUAUUAAGUGGCAUUCUCGCAUAUGAAGUGUCAUUCCUCAUGGAGGUAUGCAUUGACUCACUUCAGGGCAAAUCUUUGUUGGAGAGUGAUGGCAGCGUACUAGCUGAGUGGUGGCGGUGGUGGCAGACUUCAUGGAUGGUGGCAGAGGUGCCAAUGGUGGAGGCGUCGACUCCAAACAUGCGCAUACGGCACACUUGCGCAACAAAGGGAAGGGGAAACCUGCGCAGAAAGGGGAAGGGGAAACAUGCGCAGCAGAGACCUGGGGAUAUAUCAUGCAAAAACCUCUAUCAUUGAUUGCUUGGUUCGUUCACCCAAGGCGAAGGAGAUAACUGAUGGUGUUACUGGCGCUUUGUUCAUCGCAAAAGACCGGCGGCCACUACACAUCAUUAGUCCCGUCAAAAAUUGAGGAGGCUUGGCGGGGAGGAGCUACCGUCGCCGGCCAGAGUUAUUGAGCGGAGAUUCGUGGUCAAUUAACUGUUCUUGGUGCUGCGUCUGAUUCGAUGAAGAAGCUGAUUGGCCGCUGCUCCUAAUUCUACUGCUUUUGUUCGUUCAGUGCAGAAUCCAAUUGCUGGAUUAUCACUCCUUUGCUUUGUGCGCAUUCGACCGGCUGAGGUGUAGCUUCCAUCGCCAGAGAAGAUAAUGGGAGAUGAGUUGAAGCCGCUGCUUGUUUGCUGAAUCAGAUGAUGAGGCUGAACCAGUUCGUUGUGAAGAAGGUUGCUGACUCAUUUUUUAAUUUCCGGCGAAGAAGUAAAUUGGAGCAUGGAUGGUGCUGAUUCGGGCUUAUGUCCGCCGUCAGAGAAGAAGGUCUGGCCGAGUUUCGUUGAUGAGAGGAAGAGAUUCGUGAUUCAAUGCUACAGUAGCUUUGGCCAGAGGAAAGAGACGGUCAACUGUUUGCUCGUGCGAAUAAAUUGAACGGCAUUGGGCCAGCUUUUAAUUUUUAAUAAAUUGAGCCUUUGGGCCUAUUUUAAGCUUUGAGCUUUUCCAUGAAUUCGGGUAAUCCUAAGAUCGCGACGAUGCCCUGUUUUCUGCUAUUUCAAUUGAUUUAAUCACACCACUUAUUGAAGAGAAAGGAGCUAGGCCUAUUGUCUGUGGUCGGUGCUGCUUAGGGCCCUUCGUUGGGUUAGUGGCACCGAUCAAAAGAAUUAGUUCGAUU
Molecule: messenger RNA, 1188 nt
Organism: Cuscuta europaea
Lineage: Eukaryota; Viridiplantae; Streptophyta; Magnoliopsida; Solanales; Convolvulaceae
Source: the annotation of a GenBank genome assembly